Molecule: messenger RNA, 1422 nt
Organism: Plasmodium gaboni
Lineage: Eukaryota; Apicomplexa; Aconoidasida; Haemosporida; Plasmodiidae
Product: coproporphyrinogen-III oxidase
Exons: 2
Coding region: 1-1422 (473 amino acids)
Cellular component (GO): cytoplasm
Molecular function (GO): coproporphyrinogen oxidase activity
Source: RefSeq, a predicted model, not a curated record
AUGAAAGAUGAGAUUGCUCCUAAUGAAUAUUUUAGAAAUUUAUGGGAGAACUUAUUAAAGUCUGAACAGAAUAAUAUAUGCAGUUUAAUUGAAUCAUUAGAUAAUAAGAAAUUUCAAGAAGAUGUAUGGUAUAGAAAGUCAGGUAAAAAUAAAAAUUUGGGUGGUGGAAUUACAAGAAUUUUAGAAGAUGGAAAUAUUUUUGAAAAAUGUUCUGUAAAUUAUUCUUGUAUCUUUGGAGCUAUAGAUAAAGAAUCAGCUAAACAGAUGUGUGUAAAUCAUUAUAAUAAAGAAUUUAUAAAUACUACAAAAAUAUGUCAUUCUGAUGAUAUCAAUAUUUUAAUUUCAAGAGUUUUAAAUUCUCAUAAUAUUAGAAUAAUUAAUGAAAAAUAUAAAUUUUAUGCAUCAGGUAUAUCUAUUAUAGCUCACCCAGUUAAUCCAAAUGUACCUACUAUUCAUAUGAAUUUUAGAUUUUUUCAAAUUUUUAUAAAAACAGGAAAAAAAAAAAAAAAAUUUAAUAACCCAAACAAUAAUAAUAAUAAUAGUAAUAAUAAUAGUAAUUAUAAUAAUAAUAAUAAUAAUUUUGUAAAAAACAAAAUUGAUAAUAAUUAUAAAAGUAUUAAACACUGGUUUGGUGGAGGAUGUGAUUUAAGCCCUUGUUAUAUUUUUACAGAUUUAUUUACUGAAUUUCAUAAUUCUUUUAAAUUAGUCUGUGAUAAAUAUAAUCAUUUAUUUUAUAGACAUUUUAAAAUAUGGUGUGAUUUAUAUUUUAGAAUUAAACAUCGAAAUAUAAAUAGAGGUAUUGGAGGCAUUUUUUUCGAUAAUUUAUUGAAUAAUGUUAUAAAAAAUAAAAAGCUUGUAAGGAGUGGAAAAUUAAAAGAUAUAAAUAAAAAAAACGUAAAUGAAUCAACUCUCAAUAAUAAUAAUAAUAUGAAAGAUUGUAAAUGUUAUAGUUGUAAUAAUAUUAUGGAUAAAAGUUAUCGCAUGAUAUAUUUUUUUAUUCAAGAAUGUAUUAUAAAUUUUAGAAAAGCAUAUCUACAUAUUUUACUUGAAACUAUUAAUUUUAAAUAUGAUGAUAAUAUGAUAAAAUGGCAAAGAGUUUGUAGAGGAAGAUAUGUAGAAUUCAACUUGUUAUAUGAUAGAGGUACUAAAUUUGGUAUUGAAUUAAAUAAAUUUAAAAUUUAUAGACGUAAAAAAAAACAAAAAAAACUUGAAAAUUAUUCUUCUACUAAUUUUAUAAAAGAUGAAGUCUUUGAUGAACAAGUCUCAGACUAUCUAUCAGAUGAACAUGAAAAAAUUGAUAACGUAUUCUCAUCAUUACCUUUAAAAUGUGAUUUCCAAUAUAAAUAUAAAAUUGAAAAAUAUUCAAGAGAAUAUGAAACACUAGAAAUUUUAAAGCACCCAAAAAAGUGGGUAGACUACUAA